CACCCUGAGUGCAGAGUCUAGGCUAGAAUUCCAGAGGAAGUUGAGGGCCUCCUGUUCUGCACAGGAAGCAAUCUUGGAGCAGGCCUUAAAUGCCAGAUUCCAGGCAGAGUUUAACUAACCACUGACAGCUCUGUAAACAAAGCAGGGACAAAAAAGAGAGCAGCUUUCCCUUUUCUGGUAGUCAUUUUUAAGUUUGGGGCCUGCAGGAGAAUUCUCCUAUAUUUGUCUCGAUAGGAUAUAAACCAAAGGCUGUGAGAGGGCUUUGCAUAUGAAGGAACUAUAGAAGAGAGCAAAUAUUUCAUGGAGUAAACCCUCAGGAGGAAGUUCAGUCUGAUUUGGGGGGUUUAUCCAAGUCUGAGUUCACGCCAUGGACGACUUUGAACGUCGCAGAGAGCUCAGGAGGCAAAAACGAGAGGAGAUGCGCCUGGAAGCAGAGAGGUUAGCCUACCAAAGAAAUGACGACGACGAGGAAGAGGCUGCCAGAGAACGCCGCAGGCGGGCCCGGCAAGAAAGACUGCGGCAAAAGGAAGAUGAUGACUUCACAGGGCAAGUGAUAGAGAAGCCUGAAGUCAAUGCCCAAAACAACAUUGAAGAAGAGACCAAAAGUACUACGACAACAGUUACCACCGUUACAAAUAGCCAAGGGGAUGGGGAUGAUGAUUCCGUGUUCUUGGAGAGGCUGGCCAGGAGAGAAGAAAGGCGCCAGAAGCGUCUCCAGGAAGCCAUGGAACGCCAGAAGGAGUUUGACCCGACAAUUACUGACGAGAGCCUGUCACUCAUAAGCAAAAAGGAGAUGAACAAUGUGGAAGAAAAUGAGACCCCAGAGAAAGAUGAAAAAGUGGACACCCAUAGGAGACGCUAUGAGGUAGAGGAAACUGAAACCAUCACCAAAUCGUACCAGAGGAACAACUUGAGACAGGACGAGGAAGACGAGAAGAAAGAUGAGGAAGACAAGGAAGAGCCUCAAGACGAGAAGCCAAAGCAAAGAACCCUAGAGGAUAAUCAGGUAGAAGUAACAUCAGAAAAGGAAACAGUAGACAAUGCAGAAGAAGCUGUGGUGGUAGAAAUAAAACAUUUUGAGGUAAACGCAGAUGAGGGAAAAGUAGAAAACGGCACCGAUGCCCUAGCAGUUGAGGAGGAAGCAGGGAGUGGGGAGGUAAUAAAUAUCACCGUAGCCUUAGAUCAAAAGACAGAUGAAGAAGAUGAAACAGAAGCAGAAAAGAAAAAAUUAGAGGAGAAAGAGAGGCGUGAGAGAGAGGAAAUGGAGAGGGCUAAAGCAGAGGCAGAAAGGAGGGCUGAGGAGGAGAGAGAGAGACUCGAAGCAGAGAAAAGGGCAGCUGAGGAGAAAGAGAAGUUAGAGGCAGAGGAAAGGGAAAGGAUCAAAGCAGAGGAAGAACGGAAAGCGGAGGAAGAGAGGAAGAGGAUUGAGGCAGAGGAGAGAAGGGCUGCCCAGGAGAAAGAGAGGCGUGAAGCUGAGGAGAGGGAAAGGGCUAAGGCGGCCGAAGAGAAGAAAGCUGCUGAGGAAAGGGCAAAGGAACAGGCAAAGAGGGAGGCUGAGGAACGGGAGAGGGCGAAGAAGGCAGCGGAAGAGAAGGCUAAGCUAGAAGAGGAAAGGUUGAAGGCAAAGCAAAAGGCUGAGGAGACCAAGGUAGAUCAGGCCAAAGGGAGGAAGGGAGAAGAGAAGAAAAUAGAAGACAAACAGGUAAAAGAGAAGAAAGUACAAGAGGAGAAAGCCCCGGCAGCUUCCCUGAGAAAACAGGGGGAAGAGAAAGAGGUUAAAGUGGAAGAUAAAAAGGAAAAGCCUCAAGAUGACAAACUCCGGCCGGCCUUCAAAAAAGAGGAGCAGAUAAAAGACAGCAAGCUGAUCAGGGACAAAGCACCCAAAGAAGAGGCUAAGCCAGGCUGGGAUCGCAAGAAGGGAAUUCCGGACUCGAAGCCACAGAACGGGGAGCGUUUCCAGGAACUCCCUGCCCACAAACUUAAGCAUACAGAGAAUGCUUUUAGCCGCCCAGGCCUCAAACCUGCCCCAGAUUCUGAAGAAGCCAAGCCGGUGUCCCACGUGGAGGCUGGCAAGCGGGUGGAGGAGCUGCGCCGCCGCCGAGGCGAAAACGAGAGCGAAGAGUUUGAGAAGAUGAAACAGAAACAACAGGAGGCAGCCGUGGAGCUGGAGGAGCUGAAGAAGAAGCGCGAAGAGCGCCGGAAGAUUCUGGAAGAAGAGGAGCAGAGGAAGAAGAAGGAGGAGGCAGAAAGAAAAGCUCGGGAGGAGGAAGAGAAGAGGCGGCUGAAGGAAGAAAUUGAGAGGAGAAGGGCGGAAGCUGCCGAGAAACGCCAGAAGAUGCCCGAGGAAGCCCAGAGCGAAGACAAGAAGCCGUUCAAAUGUUUCACCCCAAAAGGUUCCUCUCUCAAGAUAGAAGAACGUGCAGAGUUCUUGAACAAAUCCGCCCAAAAGAGUGGAAUGAAACCUACCCACACGACUCCAGUCGUCUCCAAGAUAGACAGCAGGUUGGAGCAGUACACUAGUGCAAUUGAGGGCACCAAAGCUGCAAAGGCCGCCAAGCCAGCAGCCUCUGACCUCCCAGUUCCUGCCGAGGGAGUCCGAAACAUCAAAAGCAUGUGGGAAAAAGGCAACGUGUUCUCGUCACCUUCUGGCACGGGGACACCCAAUAAGGAAACAGCUGGGCUAAAGGUCGGCAUCUCCAGUCGCAUCAACGAAUGGUUGACCAAGACCCCGGAAAACAGCAAAUCGCCUGCUCCCAAACCAUCGGACUUAAAACCUGGAGACGUAUCUGGCAAACGUAACCUCUGGGAGAAGCAGUCGGUUGAAAAAGUCACUUCCCCCACAAAGGCGACAGCGGCCGGCAAAAAGUCAGAGACCAAUGCAGGUUUGAGACAAUUUGAAAAGGAGCCCUAAGAAACUUACCAACGAUGCUGGACCAACUCGGUUUUUAAUAACGGAAGUGCUAAAUUUGUCCCUUUCCUUUUAUAUAUAUUUAUGUUUGUUUACCAAAAGGCCUUCGGGAGGGGGGGCGGGAGGGGAUUGGGGGGGUCCGCUGUGUUUUUUGGUGCGUUAUCCCAUUUUUUAAAAAACAAAAGACACCAUGUAUAUUAGCACUGUAUUUAAUAAUCAGCCUUAAAGCAUUCAUCCUAAUAGUAGUGCCUUCGAACAAGAGCUUUAUUCUUCAAAAGAAAUCCACGCUGUGAAACGAGAGACACUUCUACUGAGUCGCUCUAACCAAUUGUGUUUCGGAGCAAGGCUGUGUUAGUGCCGUAAAAGAGGGGCGCCCUCUAGUGUGUACACCUCCCAAAUGCAGUCCUAGUUCAACGGAAUGAUGCUUAGGAAUAAGAUUGGUCUGGACCACUGAGGGGGCGAAAAAAAAUUGAAAGCGUUCGAUGGCUUUUAAAGGCAGAGGUGUAAACGACCUAUUUGCCGCUGGCUCCUUACUGAACACAGAUGGGUUUGGCAUUAAUUCCCUGUUGCAUUCUUCCUCGGAAGCCCACGAUUUGUGCAUCUUCCUUGGGAUGUAAUCGCAUAUGGCAUAGGCACAUCACACCGAUGCUCUGUUGCAACAGUGCCUGGUCCAUUAACAGUAUUUUUAAAAAUAUUGUUUUGCAGCAGGGCCAGGAAAAAUGUGGCAUGAGGUCAACGGCAGGAGGUGAGAGGAGGGCAAGUGUUUUCCCCACUCUGUGAAAAUGAAUGCCACUGGGGAGACCACAGGGAACGGGCCACUGUGGACCCCCCACAAAUUCUGCCCACAUCCACAGCUGGAUUGAGCCCUGUUAUUUUUCUUUCUUUCUGCACUUUAGAUUGAGGCAUGGAAGAAAUACCUUUUGCUGACAAUAUAUAUAUAUAUAUCCUGUACUUUGCCCAUGUCAAAUCGGCACCCAGUUGAAACCUGCUCUGUACUUUAAGGUAUCGUUCCUUUUCCAGUCUAGUUUUAAGUUAAUAACCUAAAUUUGGAUGAUUGCGGUUGACAGCGGUACUGAUAGCUUUUCUCUCUCUCCUUUUUUUGUUGUUGUUGUUGUCAUUUUGGUUACUUGCAACUUUAGAAUAUAUGCAUAAAGCUUUACAAAAAUUAGCUGUAAGGCACUACUAAUGGUAGAAGGCUUUUAAUACCCGCUAGAGUACUAUAUUUAGUUAUAAACGUACAUAACUAGCCAAUAUCACAACUUUUUUGUUUUUACAAAAAAAAAAAAUACACACUUUUUAUAUUAAGAUUUCAUAAUUGCCAUUAAGCACGUGGCAAGAGAAAUAUUAGAUUGUUUUUUAAAGAAAGUAUCAGAUGCCUUUUAAUGGGUAAUUAAAAGUAUAGUUUUAAAGAGGGAGGGGGGGUUGGAAAGGGUAUUAAGCGUCAAGCAUAAUGUCACUUGUAUAAAACAAUGUAGCUAAUUUAUAUAAAACUACCGUAAUUAACACACACGAGACACGCGUACACAUUGUUGGCGACACACUAUUUCUAACUUACCGCACGCUAGAUUUGCCCUUUAUCAGGUCUCUAUGCAUCUUGGUCUCUUUUAAAAUAGGCAUAGCCCAGCCACUUGUAGAUGCAGCUAUAUGCAUCCAACACCUCUGUCCUUCCUCCCCCUGGCCCUUGGCCAGAGGUGUUGUGCCAUAGAUGGGCCUAAGCACACCUCAGGCUGAACGCUCAAGUUAUUUCUACUGCAGGGUCAAAGGCCAGCUGGGUUGUGGGGAUGAAGGGGGCUCCAUUGACCCCUGUGCGGACAUUCUCUCCUAAAGAACUGCAGCAGCACCGGGUGCAUUUUGGGAGCUGGGGUGUUGAUGAAGGGGAUGCUCACGGACCAACACUUCCUCCCAAAAUUCCUUACUUACAGCCAUAUUAUUUGACUUGUAUAUAUAGCAGCCUCAAGGGUGACAGAGUUAGGUUUGAAUUUACAUAUCACACGAGGUUCUGCUUUUACACCAUAAAUUAGAUGGGUGGAUUCAAAAUAGGCCACUCAGUUUAUGGUUGUUCAGGUUUUCUGGCCCACUUCUCAGAUGCAAGUUAUAGCCUGGGAACAGUUAUUGCCUUGUUACUUCUUUUCGUUUUUGUUGCCUCCAUCUGCCCUAUUUUUAUUUUAAAACCUUCUUGUUUACAUAUUGAAUUUCACUUGGGCUUUCAGAAUGAAAUCAUGCAGUGAAUGGCUUUUGGAUCCGUCUGUUACUGUUUGGUGGUGGUUUGUUGUUUUUAAUACACUUUUUGGACUCUUUACGUUCAAGUAUCUGCAAUAAAACCAGUAUGUUGAACCUGCAAUUCACAAUAAAUGCAGUAUGUCUA
Messenger RNA from Podarcis raffonei (Aeolian wall lizard), 5273 nucleotides. RefSeq names its product caldesmon 1 (gene CALD1). Gene Ontology annotation, biological process: actin filament bundle assembly; muscle contraction; angiogenesis. Lineage: Eukaryota; Metazoa; Chordata; Lepidosauria; Squamata; Lacertidae. Gene Ontology annotation, cellular component: actin cytoskeleton. Bases 368 to 2911 code for a protein of 847 amino acids. The transcript has 15 exons. Gene Ontology annotation, molecular function: actin binding; myosin binding; calmodulin binding. The record is from RefSeq and is a predicted model, not a curated record.